Messenger RNA from Catharus ustulatus (Swainson's thrush), 762 nucleotides. It is a transcript of the gene CIMIP2A, whose product is annotated as family with sequence similarity 166 member A. Lineage: Eukaryota; Metazoa; Chordata; Aves; Passeriformes; Turdidae. The record is from RefSeq and is a predicted model, not a curated record. The coding region runs from base 1 to 762 and encodes 253 amino acids. The transcript is spliced from 5 exons.
AUGGCAGACUCCAAAGGAAACAGCAUCUUCCCUCGAAAUCCCUACUACAUCCCUGGCUAUGGAGGCUACGUUCCUCAGUUCUCCUUCAGGUUUGGGGACACCUAUGGCAGAAUCACCCACGAUCUGCUGACAGAUCCCACCGUGAGGAAGAGCCCUCAGUCCCUGCUGGCACCACUGGACAACAUGGAAAACCUCCGUAAAUUCCAUUACCACAUUGAGCAUCCAGGAUAUGUCACCUACCAGCCCAUCAUAAGCCCUCCUGAGAUACCCCUGGGGCCGCAGCCUGUCCCCACGGCGGCGCUGGAGGAGCCCAUGAUGGCCCACAUGGACCCCAGGCACUGGCAGAGCCCCCCAGAGCCCGCUGUGCCCCGAGCCCUGCCGAGCCCUGAGUCCUGGCAGCCCCAGGAGCCGCUGCGGGGGCUCGCCCUGCACCCCGCGGCCGAGGAGAUGGAGAGGGAGGUGCUCAAGUCACCCCUGCCUGCUCUGCUGGACAAAGGGAACAAACCCUGCCAGUGCAACUGUGGGGGGAGCAAAAAGCAGCAGCAAACCGGAGGUGACACACUGCCAGGAGGGGCUGCAACAGUAGAUGGCACACUGCCAGUGCUGCCUGUCCCCAAUGCCAUCCAACAGAAAGUCAUCCCAGGCUAUUCUGGAUUCGUCCCCUACCUCUUCGACAAAGUUGGCAUGACCUACAUCCCAGCUGUGAAGAAAGCCAUGAAUGAAUUUGACAGAUAUCAGGUAGAUUACAGAUUACUGAAAUAA